Molecule: messenger RNA, 1677 nt
Organism: Actinia tenebrosa (Australian red waratah sea anemone)
Lineage: Eukaryota; Metazoa; Cnidaria; Anthozoa; Actiniaria; Actiniidae
Product: receptor-type tyrosine-protein phosphatase S
Biological process (GO): protein dephosphorylation
Molecular function (GO): protein binding; protein tyrosine phosphatase activity
Source: RefSeq, a predicted model, not a curated record
AUACAGCUUCAUUUCCAGUACUCACAAUUAGACCUGCUACAUGGCCCAAUGACUGGAUUCAGGAUCUUCUACAAACCAGAGGGCGGAACACAACAACAGAUUGACGUGGGUAACGUUAAUAUGACAACUUUGACAAAUCUCAAAAAGUACACAAGCUACAACAUAUCAGUGGCUGUACGAAACACUAUGUAUGUGGGUCCUGCAUGUAGUGUUACAAUAAUAAGAACAUUAGAGGAUGCCCCGGAUAUUGGUCCACAAUACACAACAGCAACAAAGAUAAACGACACAACAUUUCUGGUUACCUGGCAACCGUUAACAACAGCUCAAAGUAACGGCGUGGUUACUAAAACACAGCUUGAUACAGAACCUGGUAGACCUACUGAUGUACAAGCCGAGAGUCAAACAAAGACUUCUAUUAGAGUGAGAUGGGAAAAACCCUUGCCAUUGUCAUUGGUUGUAUAUGAAUAUACGAUUGAAGUUAAAGGUUCUAAACCAUACUGGAGCAAUUACUCAUUUUCAAGCACUCACAAGCAGAAUGGAACACGAACUAACAUGGUGAUCGACAGUCUUGUGCCUGGUACAAGCUAUGAAUUCUGGGUAACAGCAUCAACAGCAUGUGGUAAGAGUGAGAAGAGUGUAUCAAGUAAAAAAGACACAAACAUUGACAACCCUGUCAAACCUACAGGGAAUUCUAUAACUCUAAAGAACAAAUUUGACGUUCCGUUAUGGUCAGUUGAUCCUGUCAAUGGACCAGUCAGUUCAUAUCAAGUUAUCGUAAUCAAAGGGAACAAAAAUGUCAGUGACUUACCAACAAAUAUCAGUGACUACAAAGAUGCACAAGAGCUUUACGUCACAGCAGAACUGAAACCCAACGAGAUCAAGUCUCCUUUUCCUGUUGGUGACAAUAAAAUAUAUGGACAAUAUAAAAAUGUACCACUAGACAAAGGCAAAACAUAUACUAUUGCAGAGAGAGCGAUCACUACAGAAAAUCAAGGAAAAAUUUACGCAGGUCAAGCAGUAGUGGUAGCUACAAUUAAAGUAACUCAAGAGCAAAAGGGUGGCAUUUCCCCAGUUGGACCUGCAGUAGGAGCCGUGGUCAUCGUUUUACUCAUCUUGGUAAUGGUAGUUCUUAUACUGCUUAUAAAACGUCGCCGUCAAAAAAGAUAUUCGAAGAAAGAUAGUACGGUCCCACUUGAUGAUAUUGAAGACCAAGAAAGUGGGAAUGUAAAUGAAGGCCAGGAAAAUGAAUUAGUACAGAAAGACAUGGCUAUUCCGCCAACUGCAGGAGCGUCUGUUUACAGUCAAGAUGACGUCUAUGACGAAGUUAUAGACAUAGCCAAACCAAUCCCAAUACGACAAUUUUCUGAGUAUGUGAAAUCCACCAAGGCCACGGAAUACGCACGACUGAAAGAAGAAUAUAAGAAUUUACCAAACACCCAUUCCUUCCCAAAAACAGUCGCCAAGAAACCAGUAAACAAGAAGAAAAAUCGAUACGGCAACGCCAUUCCUUUUGACCAUUCUCGUGUGAUUAUCGAACAAACUGAUGGAGAUGAGGAUUCUGACUACAUCAACGCUUCAUAUGUAACUGUAAGUUUUAGUUACGACCCAGCGCUAUGCCAACCAUGAUUUGUGAUAGAUCGACCUUUUUUUCCGAUACGGCGGCCAUCUUGAAAUCUA